AUGGAGGCUUCAACAACAACAACGACAGUCCUACCACAGGUUUCUCAAGAGUCUGAAGCCAUGUCUACUCACAGCCUUCCCCCUACACCUCCAGGCACAGCAAAGCCGUCCCGUAUAGGCAGUUUUCAUGACCUACAAGAGAUCUCGCCAAUCGAGCCGCCUCAACUUAAUCAUUUCAAGUCUUAUCCUCUUCCUCCCAAACGCCUACCAAAAUCCAUCCUCAAGGAGGAUCUUAAAACCCCUGACAGUUUUGUCGAGAGAGAUGCUCGCCUAAUUCGUCUUACUGGAGUCCAUCCGUUCAAUGUCGAGGCACCCCUGAGCGACUUAUACGACGAUGGUUUCUUGACCAGCGAAAACCUCCAUUAUGUCCGGAACCACGGACACGUUCCAAGAUGCGAAGAUGACGAGAUCCUUGACUGGGAAUUCGAAGUGAAUGGUCUCGUCGAUAACCCUAUCAAGAUGACCGUACGAGAUCUCAUCAACGACUACCAGCAAUUAACAUAUCCAGUAACAUUUGUCUGUGCUGGAAACCGCCGGAAAGAACAAAACAUUGUACGCAAGACUAAGGGUUUCUCUUGGGGUGCUGCCGGCUUGUCAACUGCUCUCUGGACCGGUGUUGCUAUCGGUGAUCUCCUUGCUGCAGCAAAGCCCAAGCGUGGAGCCAGAUAUGUUUGCCUUGAAGGGGCUGACAAGCUACCCAAUGGUUACUACGGAACUUCUGUGAAGCUCAACUGGUGCAUGGAUCCCAACAGAGGCAUCAUGGUUGCGCACAAAAUGAACGGCAACCCCCUACAUCCUGACCAUGGCAAGCCUGUCCGUAUAGUCAUCCCUGGACAGAUCGGUGGACGGAGUAUUAAGUGGCUGAAAAAGAUUACUGUUACUCAAGAGCCCAGCGAUAACUGGUACCAUAUCUACGACAACCGUGUCCUGCCUACCAUGGUCUCGCCUGAGGAGAGUGCAAACUUACCCGAGGUCUGGAAGGACGAAAGGUACGCCAUCUACGACCUCAACACGAACAGUGCAAUCUGUUAUCCUGCGCACGAAGAGAAAAUCCCCUACAAAGAUGCCCCUCCAAGUUACAAAGCACGAGGAUAUGCCUACGCCGGUGGUGGAAGACGGAUCACAAGAGUCGAAAUCACACUCGAUAAGGGCAAGACCUGGAGACUUGCAAGCAUUCGAUACCAUGAGGACGAUUACCGCAACGCACCAGAGGGUGACACUCUAUACGGCGGGCGAGUCGACAUGUGGUGGCGAGAGACAUGCUUCUGCUGGUGCUUCUGGGAUCUAGAUAUCGCUAUGGAUGAACUUAGAGAUGCCGACGAUAUUAUGAUGCGCGCCAUGGAUGAUUCCAUGAAUGUGCAGCCCCGAGACCUGUAUUGGAGUGUUCUCGGCAUGAUGAACAAUCCUUGGUUCCGCAUUGUAAUCCAGAAGGAAGCUCAUGGACUUCGUUUUGAGCACCCGACUCAUCCUACACUAAAGAUGAAAGGCUGGAUGGAACGUGUCAAAGAAGCUGGUGGAAAUCUUGCAAACGGCUACUGGGGUGAGAAGGCUCCUGGUGAAAUCCAGGAAGUGGUAGUGAAGGAGCCUGAGAAACAGAUUGUCAUGACAAACCCCCAGGUCAAUCGCCAGAUCACUAUUCAGGAGCUCAAGGCCCAUUCCGGCGAACAAGAGCCAUGGUUUGUUAUCAAUGGUGAAGUCUACGAUGGCACUCCCUAUCUCUCAGGCCAUCCUGGCGGUGCAGCAUCUAUCUUUGGUGCAGCAGGCCAGGACGCGACUGAAGAAUUCAUGGCUAUCCAUAGCGAAAAUGCCAAGGCUAUGUUGCCGACUUACCAUAUUGGCACCCUCGACGAAGAUUCCCGUGCCAUUCUCAGUGGUGAUGCAACCACAACAAAUGACGAUUCAAGCCGAGAGGUUUUCCUCCAGGCCAAGGCAUGGAGCAAGGCCAUCCUUGACAAUAAAACAUCCAUUUCACCAGAUACAAAGAUCUUCUCGUUCAAGCUCAACCACGAAAGUCAACAGAUAGGCCUCCCUACUGGCCAGCAUCUCAUGAUGCGUCUUCGAGAUCCGGCCACCCGUGAAGCCAUCAUUCGCUCUUACACACCUUACUCAGAUGGCUCAGACUGCGGCCGUCUUGAGAUCCUCAUAAAGAUAUACUACGAUACUCCCCAGCGCAAGGGUGGUGCCAUGACACAAGCACUCGACUCUCUUCCCCUCGGCCAUUGGGUCGACUUCAAGGGCCCUGUAGGAAAGUUUGUUUACCACGGCAAUGGUCUCUGCACCAUUGGCGACAGAAAGCGCCAGGUCCGCCGCUUCAUCAUGGUCUGUGGUGGCUCUGGCAUCACUCCCAUCCGCCAAGUGCUUCGAGCUGUUAUGCAUGACCCCAAAGACACAACGCCUUGUCUUGUCUUCAAUGGUAAUCGUGGCGUGGAGGAUAUACUUUGUAAGCAGGAGCUGGAUGAAUUGGAAACAGCCAAUCCUUCAAGGUGCCGUGUAUUCAAUGCACUCACAAACCCCCCACCUGUUUGGGAUGGGAUCCGGGGUUUUGUGAACCAGGCUUUGGUCCCUGAGCAGAUGGUUCUACCAAAGGCUAAUGGUGAAGGUGAUGAGCUGGUGCUUGUGUGCGGCCCUCCGCCGAUGGUCAAGGCUGUUGAGGCGGCAUUUAUUGGCAUGGGGUUCAAAUCAGACGACUUUGUGUUCUUCUAG
Molecule: messenger RNA, 2703 nt
Organism: Fusarium sp. VM40
Lineage: Eukaryota; Fungi; Ascomycota; Sordariomycetes; Hypocreales; Nectriaceae
Source: the annotation of a GenBank genome assembly